Leptonychotes weddellii (Weddell seal) is the source of this 2895-nucleotide messenger RNA. It is a transcript of the gene IL7R, whose product is annotated as interleukin 7 receptor. Gene Ontology annotation, cellular component: external side of plasma membrane; membrane. Gene Ontology annotation, molecular function: cytokine receptor activity; protein binding. Gene Ontology annotation, biological process: cytokine-mediated signaling pathway; positive regulation of receptor signaling pathway via JAK-STAT; hemopoiesis. The record is from RefSeq and is a predicted model, not a curated record. NCBI's taxonomy places the organism in Eukaryota, Metazoa, Chordata, Mammalia, Carnivora, Phocidae.
UCUCUCUCUCAUUCAUUCCUACACAUAGGCUCACACACCUCCUCUCUCCUUUCUUUCUCUCUCUCAGAAUGACAAUUCUGGGUACAGCUUUUGGUAUGGUUUUCUAUUUACUUCAAGCCGUUUCUGGAGAAAGUGGCUAUGCACAGAAUGGAGAGUUUGAAGAUGCUGAGCUGGAUGACUAUUCAUUCUCUUGCUACAGUCAGUUGGAAGUGGAUGGAACCCAGCACUUGCUGACCUGUGCUUUUGAUGACCCGGACGUCAACAGCACCAAUCUGGAAUUUGAAAUAUGUGGGGCCCUUUUGAAUGUAAAAUGCCUGACUUUUGAUAAACUGCAAGAGAUGUAUUUCAUUAAGACAAAGAAAUUCUUACUCAUUGGAGACAGCGAAAUACAUGUGAAGCUUGGAGGAAAGAACAUAACUUCCAAGAAAUUGAACAUAGUCAAGAUAGUUAAACCUGAGGCUCCUUUUGACAUAAGAGUCAUCUAUCGCGAGGGAGCAAAUGACUUUCUGGUGACAUUUAACACAUCUCACUCACAAAAGAAGUAUGUGAAAGAAUUAAUGCAUGAGGUAGCCUAUCGCCAGGAAAAAAAUGAAAAUGACUGGAUGCGUGUGAACUUAUCCAGUACAAAGCUGACCCUCCUACAGAGAAAGCUACAACCUGAUGCAAUGUAUGAGAUUAAAGUCCGGUCCAUCCCUAAUGCCAACUAUUUUCAAGGCUUCUGGAGUGAAUGGAGUCCAACUUUCCACUUCAGAACUCCAGAGAUCACAGGGAGGAUGGAUCCUGUUUUACUAACUAUUAGCAUUCUGAGUUUCUUCUCUGUGGCUCUGAUGGUCAUCUUGGCCUGUGCGUUAUGGAAAAAAAGAAUUAAACCUAUUGUGUGGCCCAGCCUCCCCGAUCAUAAGAAGACUCUGGAACAGCUGUGCAAGAAACCCAAAAAGAAUUUGAAUGUGAGUUUCAAUCCUGAAAGCUUCCUGGACUGCCAGAUUCAUAAGGUGGAUGGCAUUCAAGCUAGAGAUGAAGCAGAAAGCUUUCUGCAAGACACUUCUCCUUCACAACUAGACGAGUCUGAGAAGCAGAGGCUUGGAGGGGGUAUGCAGGGCCCCAUCUGGCCAUCGGAGCAUGCAGCCAUCACCCCAAAAGCUUUCAGAGGAGAUUCACCCUUUGGAUGCCUGGCUGGGAGCAUCAGUAUGUGUGAGGCCCUUGUGCAACCCUCUUCCAGGUCCCCAGACUGCAGGGAAGGCUGCAAGAAUGGGCCUCAUGUGUACCAGGGCCUGCUGCUUGGCCCUGGAACUACAAAUAGCACCGUGCCCACUCCAUCUACUUUCCAGUCAGGAAUCCUGACACUGAACCCAACUGCCCAGGGACAGCCCAUGCUCACUUCCUUGGGAUCAAGUCAGGAAGAAGCAUAUGUCACUAUGUCCAGCUUCUACCAAAACCAGUGAAUUGUCAGAAACACAGGACUGGAACCAUGAUGACCCACAAAGAUGACUAAGCUCCUACUUACUUCCCCUUGCAGCACAAAGAAGAAAAAAUUAAUGCCAGCCCUCCAUAUAAUCUACAGGAUUCAGAAACAUAGCUUGGACCACUCCUCCCCACUCCAGGGCAUUUGGCUUGAGGCAGGAGCACUCUGCUUCAGGCAACCCAAAUUAGUCCAUUAUUUCAGAAAGAAAAAGAAGCAGGAAAGAAUUAAAGAAAGGAUAGGGAAGAGGAGGGAAGGGGAUGGAAGGUAGGAGGAGGGCAAGGGAAGACAGAGGGAAAGGAGAACAGCGCUGAUAGCUACCAUUACUAGGACUCACUGUGUAUCCUGUGCUCUACACAGCUUGUCUCCCUGCAUCUUCAUGGUAAUCCUGGGCACUGGGGCAAUUGUUAUUAUUAUUAUUAUUAUUCUCUUUUCUAAUAGAUGAUGAAACUGAGGCUUGGGGGCGUUAAGUAACCUGUCCACUUUGUCCCCACUCAGCGUGGAGUUUGAUGGCUGUAGUCUAACUGUGGUUUCCCCCGCCAAGCCAUAUGCCUUCCCCUUGACUAGAGGCUAUCCCAUUCACAAGUGCCAAACCUCACUAAUAACGAACGGGUGACUAUAAAAUUUAUUGUCCAAAUUGGGUCACUUUUGAAAGUGAAAGGGGAAGUUAUAAAUACUCAUUCCAGGACAAGCAGCAUAAGCCAGGAUUUUCCUAGACACAUAGGGAAAUGGCCACCAAAACGAGAAAAUGCUAAGAGAAAGAAAGGGUCAUAUAGUAUGUGAACUACCAUGACCAGCCAUGUCUACGAAAACUGAAGAAGGCAAGAAAAAACCACGAAUUCUAUUUGAUUUUGUUUUUUCUGAAAAAGGAAAAGCCCAGAAUUUCUAUUGUUAGUUAUCAAGGGCAUGAUUCUCUUGCUACCACGACUCAGCUGCAUCCACCGAUAAUAGAAGAAUCUGUUGCCAGCUCUGGACACAGGGGCAUUUGAGCAAUAAGCCAGGAAUAACUUUAUAUCUGUGUAGAUACUGCCCCAACCCAAAUGUGUCUACAGACUGUCCUGAGUUUUAUGGCCUUGUAUCUUGCCACAAGCUUCAGGGAGAACUAUAAGCAUAUGCAGUGAAUGAGCCCGACUUGGCCCUGUUCUUGAAGAUAAAGAUGAUCUGACAUGUGUCCUCUUGCAUUUCUUGGUCUAGAUGAAUUUCUAGUGACUAUCUCAAACCAAGUCAAGGCAGCUGAGAAAUUGCAACCCAGGGGAGAACAGCAGAGUCCUCUCCCACAGGCCUCCAGCCCUUGGGUACAUGCAGAACCACACAGGGCAGCUGAGGCACAGGAAAUCAUGAAGGGCAUAGAUCCAGGGUUUGGCUUGGUUUUGUUCAGGGGUUUGUUGCUGUUGUUGUUGUUGACAUUUUGUAUCUUUUUGUUCUGUUUUUAGUUU